Mugil cephalus (flathead mullet) is the source of this 3898-nucleotide messenger RNA. RefSeq names its product cytosolic arginine sensor for mTORC1 subunit 2 (gene castor2). The transcript has 9 exons. Gene Ontology annotation, cellular component: cytosol. Lineage: Eukaryota; Metazoa; Chordata; Actinopteri; Mugiliformes; Mugilidae. The coding region runs from base 178 to 1164 and encodes 328 amino acids. The record is from RefSeq and is a predicted model, not a curated record. Gene Ontology annotation, biological process: negative regulation of TORC1 signaling; cellular response to L-arginine.
GCUUUGACAGCAGGUCCGUUUUUACCUCUUUGCUUUCUUUAUCCCACCCUGCCUCCCCGUUUCUUUCUCCAGGCUGCCGUGUGUGUGUGCGUGCGUGUAUUUAUUUAUUUAUGCAUCUUAUUUGAAAGUAUUUAGCUUUUACACUUUAGUCGCCCCUCAAAUGAGAAGACGCAAAAGAUGGAGCUUCACAUUUUAGAGCACAGCUUGAAAGUGGCGAGUAUAGAGAAAGAGGGGAUCCAGAUUUGCACUCACGGAUUAAUAAAACUCGCCUUCUUGGCCUCCAAAACAAGAUGCAAGUUUUUCAGUCUGACAGAGACGCCGGAGGACUACACCAUUAUCGUGGACGAGGAAGGCUUUAAAGAGCUGCCACAGUCGGAGCACAUCAGUGUCGCCGACGCUACGUGGUUGGCCCUGAACGUGGUGUCGGGGGGAGGCAACGCUUCCAGCUCGCAGCCCAUCGGAGUCACCAAAAUCGCCAAGUCCGUCAUCGCGCCGCUGGCCGACCACAACAUCUCUGUCUUCAUGCUGUCGACGUAUCAGACCGACUUCAUUCUGGUUCGAGAGCGAGACCUGCCCAUGGUCAUGCACACACUGUCUUCCGAAUUCACUUUGCUUCGGGUGGUCAACGGAGAGACUGUAGCUGCUCACAAUCUGGGAGUCACCAAUGGCUUUGUGAAGCCGAAACUUGUGCCCCGUCCCAUCAUUCACCCCUUAUCUAGUCCCAGCAACAUGUUCUGCGUGACCAGCCUGGACCCAGACACACUGCCCUCUGUAGCCACUCUGCUCAUGGACGUCAUGUUUUACUCUGGGGGGCCCAAAGAACCUGGAGCAUCCGGCGAGGACUCCAGCCACAUCCGUUUCUUCUCCUUCUCUUUGAUCGAGGGCUACAUCUCCCUGGUCAUGGAUGAGCAGACAACUCAAAGGUUUCCAAACAAUGUCCUCUUCACCAGCGCUUCUGGCGAGCUUUGGAAAAUGGUUCGAAUCGGGGGACAGCCUUUAGGAUUUGAUGAGUGUGGCAUCGUGGCUCAGAUAUCAGAACCCCUGGCAACAGCUGACAUUCCAGCUUACUACAUUAGUACCUUCAAGUUCGACCACGCCUUGGUUCCUGAAGAAAACAUCCAGAGUGUUAUCGGAGCUCUGCGGACCGAGAGCGCGGCUCAGUGAAGAUGGAGGAAACGAUAUAAACGACCAUUUUCAAAGUCAUUUCGUUCAAACAUCUAUCAUGUCCAAAAAGUGCCAAGAGCCAGUUAGCGGACUAGUGUGGGCGGACGCCGAGAGGAAGGAGGGAAGAGUGUGACUGUGUUAGGGACGCCUUUAUAAUUCGGUCAUUUUCUUUAUCCCCCCCCAGCCCAAACCCACCCCCCCCAAUGCCCUCCGCUGCCUGCUCUGGUGGUUUUUGUUUUAGUUUACCAAACUUGUUUCCUUUUUCUUCUCCAAAGCUGCUUCUUCCCCCGACACCUCACGAGCACCAUACUGUAUUAGUUACAUAACUCCUCUCAUGGAAAGAUGACGAAUGUACUCUCCAAAAAGAAAUAUUUACAUAUAUUUAUCAAGCUCUCCAUUUUUCCGCAGGUCAUUUUUCUCAGUGCCAAGCUGUUUGAAUGCCUAAAUCGAUGCCUUUGUCAAAAUACUAGACACGUGUGCAAUUGAAGGAGACAAUUUUGGAGACAGCCAGCAAUUACAGCCUGGUUGAGUAAUAGGUUGUUAUUUUUAUUUUUAUUUUUUUUUUUGGUUUUGUUUUGAUUUUUCAGCUUUUUAGUAGCGUUUGAACUUCUUUUAAUUACUUUAAUGAUCUGACAGUCGGAAGUCCCUCAGACCUGGAAGAUAAAAAAAAACAACACAUCCUUGGUCUGAUGAAACGUGAAGUCUGAGAUCUAGGUUGCGGUUGAAUAGUCACAAGACAUGUUACGCUCGCUGGGAAAUGCGAGGACACGUGUGAAGGAGAAUUCGUAAAGUCAUUUUGAGAAUUCCUACCUAUGUUACGAAGGAUCUUAUUCGUAGAGCGCUUUUCCUAAAAACCCUCAUUACAGACUUCAACAACCUCGGAACGGGUUCAUAUUUGUCCUCAUGCGUUUACUACAUGGUUGAAAGUUCAAAUCAUGCAAGUAUUUUAGCCGGUUGUGAGAUGGUUCGAUGGUGAGGGGUCUUCUCCUCUUCAUUCGCAUUUAGAGAAUCUGACUUUGAUCACUUCUGGUCAUUUCAAUCGGUUUCCUCCUUGGCUAAAAAGACUAUUCAAUCGCAAUACUACUUUUCUAGGUCUUUGAUAAGUUCUAUUUAUUCACACUGUGAGCAACCUGGUUGAUCAGCCAAUCAGAAAUGGCAGAUUUUUCAUUUAAACUGAUUAUUUUAAAUCGAGUCCUUUGGCUAAUAGAUAUUUAAGCAGCAUUACCGACCGACUCCAAGGUCACACUUGGGAGUUGAUUUCUUUAUUUUAUUUAUUGUACUUGAUGUAGUCGAAAUUGAAGUAUUUGCUCAAAUCUUCAACUUUGGAAGUCGGAAAACAAAAAAAGGUUAAAUCUGUUUCUCGAGCAGUAUUUUGAUUUCAGCUACUUGAUGGAUUGGUGUAAAAUGUAGCGGAGAUACGUUCACGGUUCCCAGAUGUGUGUGUGUCCUUAAUAACUGGUGAUCUCCUGACCUUUCACCUAGCGCCACCAUUAUUCUCAUCAACCUCGUUAACAUAACGGCCCCAAAAUGGGUUGAAAUGAGACGAUUAGCUUAGCUUAGCUUAGCAUAAAUACUAUAUUAAAAAAAGUUUUUAAAAAAUCUACACAUUUUUUGUUUUAUGGGAAGUAAUCUAAAUCUUUAUACUUACACAAGGAGUAGCGAUUAACUGGAACGAAACCCUACAAUCCUACUUGCCUGGACGACUGAGAACUGGGAACAGAGUGUCUUAAAAAGCAAUAACAACUACACUGCAUGCAAUAAACGUUUAAACCGUUUUCCAGACCUUCACUACACCAAUACUUUUAUCCAUAUUUGCUCUGAAGAGUAAUUCUCCACAGAGGAUGUCUCCUUAAUAUUUUAAACCUUUUCCCAAAAAAACGUUCAAAUGUAGAAAUGUUUGGAUGAGAUUUACUGAGCACGUUCAUACUAGUCUUUCUACUUUUUCCUCUUGCACAAUCCUGGAGGACUGAAUGUCACAGGCUCCAGGAAAUUUGAGAUUUUUGAUAACGAACCAAGAGACAACCUCUCGGGCAGUAAAAUGCAGUACCUCAAACGGCCACUUGGGGCUGAAUCACCUUAGAACUUCGCGUUACGAAGUCCUACUUUACUCCAGUGACAACAGUUCAGUUCCGUUUUCUACUCUUCCGCCGCGUUGCUCACAGUGUGAACUCCCAGUGAGGCCUGAUGCAUUGCUGAGAAAAUAUUUGCAUCUACGAUAUUAAUAAAAUACUGAGCCACUUUGACAAUGUGCUGAGCUAAUGACGAGCGCACGUGUGCUAAACAUAAGCUACAGUUCACACAGGGGAAGGAAGCCCUGGUGUCCCUUUAGAUCUUGAAGCUGCCCCUCUCCUGCUCCAGUCUGCACUUUAAUGCAGGUCCCACCCCGACAGACCUGCUGUACUGAUGUGAAACCAGAGAGGACUAUUUACUUUAGAAGGAUCUUGUCCACAUGGAAAGAUUUCUGUUGGUCUUAAUCAUUGGUGAUAAUGUUUUUUUUUCUUUCUUUCUUUCUUUUUUUUUCUCACAUCACCUUGCACCUAACUGCAGCCUCUCCUCUGAUCAGAGUUGAUGAGUAGAAAUCCUGUAUUUAUCAGUGUUAAAACAUGAGGAAGGUGACAUUUGUUCUGACUCCAUUAAAAAAACAAAAACAACAACAACAAAAAAAAACGUUAAAAGCUUUUCAUUUGGAGCUUCUUCUUGUGUGGAAAAAAAAAAUAAACAAGCUGUUUUUUGA